AUGGUCGCGAGCGGACCGGAGCCAAGGAAUGGCAAACAAAGCCCAGAGACAGACGAUCGUCAUCGACGUCCAGCGACGAACUACGGGGCCACAACGUCAACGCCUUCCACAGGGUCUCAAAGUCCACGAGCCCGUACAAGCCCUGAAAGGCUCAAACGAAAUAGCUCAACCUUGUUGGUGGCAGUACCGGAAGACUCUAUACAGAUGGAAUUCGACACGCCGUCGCCGCGUUAUACUGGCGGAGCUGCUUUGAACGGGGACGACGACGAGCAUGUUGAGCUCGAUGAACGGGUUGAAGAAUGGCUGAUUGACGAGGAACUGUCGAGGGAGGGUCUGUACCGAGGAUCUUACAAGAGAUUUUUGACGCUGUAUUCUCUGACGCCGCUGUCGACGUUGCUAACGUUCGCAUUUCUGACGUGUUUACCGCUACUGGCAUACCCAUUGGACUCAGAUUCGCCUCAUACCCCCUACCCGUAUUCACCGUAUUUCCCAUACCCCUUUCCAGAGCUGUUGGCAGGCGCAGCUCUCUGGGCCUUCAGCCUUCUCCUCCGGGAUCUUCUCUCGACACUUUCAGCACAAUUACAAGACCACCGCGGAAGCUUCCUGGUUACCAUUGCAUCAACAAUCCUCCAGUCGGUGCUAUCCGUGCUUCUCCAGCUCGCAACGACGAUCCUCCUCCUUAUCUCGCCCUCGGACGACAAUGAUCGCCCAACAUGGCAUGAUCACGCCUUCCGACGGGUCUGGGCUGUCGCUUUAGGUUGGGCAGGCAUAGAGGCGAUAGUGGGAAUCAAGCAAGGUUACGAGAGCCUUGCGCUAUAUCGCGACGUUCUCGUCACUGUCAAGAGAAUACCCUCACCUGACAUCCUUCCGACACAAAACCUUACCUCAAGAGAAGACAUCUCCUUGAUUCAGAGGGGUGAUGAAGACAACGAACGUCAGCCACUCCUCUCCCCAGUGUCGCCGAAUCUAUCGAGAAAGGCCAUCGAGCGAGAGUUGGAGAAUGACUUGGAGCAGUUGAUGGCUCUGAAAGGCCGUGCAGAACUGGAGGUAGUAUAUGGCUUGCCCUUUAUCUAUAUCCCGGUGUUCAUCCCAUGCCUGCACCGUAUCAACGCUGUCCUGCUGUCCCUGGGCAGCUUCCUGCUUCUUUCCGGCUCGUACCUCCGUUCUCCCUACGCAGCAAGUUCCCCACCAUCACAUCAUAUCCACCACCUUCAUCCCACUCUCCACAUUGAACUGUCGAACAAUUCCAGCACCCUCUUCAUCAUCACGCUUCUGGGCGUAACACUCUGCCAGUUGACCCUUGCUGUUCUCCACAGCGCGUGGAUCUUACCGCGGAUAGGAGUCCACACCUUUGUCUACGUGAACCUCUUGAUCUCUUUGGGCAUCUUUUUUGCGGGUUUGGGCUAUUGGGAAGCCUUGGUUUGA
Messenger RNA from Coprinopsis cinerea okayama7#130, 1425 nucleotides. RefSeq lists its product as hypothetical. Bases 1 to 1425 code for a protein of 474 amino acids. The record is from RefSeq and is a predicted model, not a curated record. The transcript has 3 exons. Lineage: Eukaryota; Fungi; Basidiomycota; Agaricomycetes; Agaricales; Psathyrellaceae.